AUGAACUUCAUGGGCAGAAAAAGCGAUGCAAAGGCCGACGACGUCGCCAACAUCCCACCUGAGCUCUCGGACCUGCACUGCUUCACAGAGACCGGCGGGGUAAUCACCACAACCAUGUUCGACAUCCCGGGGUACCGGGUCGUCCGCACGCUCGGCGCGGUCUACGGGCUCUCGGUGCGCAGCCGCAACAUCGCGGCGAGCCUGGGCAUGGUGAUCAAGUCGCUCGCAGGCGGCGAGCUGCGCUGGUUUACCACGAUGCUGUACAACUGCCGCAACGACGCGCUGGGCCGGGUGGUGACGGAGUGUAAGCAGCGGGGCGGGAAUGCAAUCAUCUGUCUGCGGUUCGACGCGUCGGACCUGGGCGGGUUUGCGCAGACGUGUGCGUACGGGACGGCGUGCGUGGUGGAGAAGAUUCACGAGGAGGCGGCCGUUGCGCCGCAGCUUGCUGAUGCGUAG
Molecule: messenger RNA, 456 nt
Organism: Colletotrichum chrysophilum
Lineage: Eukaryota; Fungi; Ascomycota; Sordariomycetes; Glomerellales; Glomerellaceae
Exons: 2
Coding region: 1-456 (151 amino acids)
Source: RefSeq, a predicted model, not a curated record